Molecule: messenger RNA, 900 nt
Organism: Paraphaeosphaeria sporulosa
Lineage: Eukaryota; Fungi; Ascomycota; Dothideomycetes; Pleosporales; Didymosphaeriaceae
Product: DUF1014-domain-containing protein
Exons: 2
Coding region: 117-755 (212 amino acids)
Biological process (GO): transcription by RNA polymerase II
Cellular component (GO): nucleus
Molecular function (GO): transcription coactivator activity
Source: RefSeq, a predicted model, not a curated record
ACCCCACCCACCUUUGCGUCGAGUCACAAAGAUCUUCAACCGCAAAGCGACCACGACGACUUUUGUUCGCUAUUCCUACGAGACAUCCGAUUAUCACCCGUACGUCACAGAAUACCAUGGCCCCGAAAAAGAGCGGAGGAGAAGGUUCGAAGAAGGCCCAAGGCCAGGCACGAAAGGCAGACGCGGCGGCGAGCAAGCAAGCCCAAAAAGAUGCAGAGGCAGCGGCAGCAGAGGCCAAGAAGUGGGAUACGGGCUCCAAGUCCAAUUCCAAAGCUGAAGCCGCUGCGGCGAAGAAGGAAGAAGCCGCUCGCAAGAAGGCCGAGAAAGAUGCGCUGCUGAAGGAGGAAGAAGCAUCACUACCCGCAAAGCCCAAGGGAGCUGGUGCAAAGAAGGCGGAGAAAAAGACGCGCGGUAUCGACUCCGCUCUGGGCUCGCUCAGCGCCACAGGUAUCGACAACGCCCUGGAUGCGCUCAGUCUCACUGCACAAGACGGCGACAAGAUCGACCGACACCCCGAGAGGAGGUACAAGGCUGCGUAUGCGGCAUACGAAGAGCGGAGGCUGGAGGAGAUGAAGGACGAGAAGGGCCUGAGGCGGAACCAAAAGGUCGACCAGAUCAGGAAAGAGUUCGACAAGCACCCCGACAACCCGAAGAAUCAGGCACAGCUUGCUUUCAACGCGACAAAGGAAGAGAUCGCGGAAUUCAAGGAGGCAGAGCGGAUCAAGAAGGAGCAGCGAUUGGGAGGUGCGUCCUGAAGGGCGUCGUGACUUGGUUUCUGGGCUUUAGCGACAUGCUUGGUGUUUGGAUAGACUCGGAAUAGAUGCGUGGCGCGUAUAGGCUAUUAGGGCGGCGGUUGUGAAACCGACUGCAUGGUAUCUUGAAAUGGAAUGAACACUUUUG